This is a messenger RNA of Ostrinia nubilalis (European corn borer), 2670 nucleotides long. RefSeq lists its product as uncharacterized. NCBI's taxonomy places the organism in Eukaryota, Metazoa, Arthropoda, Insecta, Lepidoptera, Crambidae. The transcript has 10 exons. Bases 285 to 2654 code for a protein of 789 amino acids. The record is from RefSeq and is a predicted model, not a curated record. Gene Ontology annotation, molecular function: protein binding.
GUGAACACAAAUGCACUUUAUUUAAACACUAUUCACUCAAGUAUAAAAUUUUAAUCAACAGAUUACCUUAUUACUCUAAAAGACCUACAACACGGAGAAAAGACUACAGGACCAACUUUUACGUGAAUAGAAUAUUGAACUUUAAGAAAACUAAAGCUAGAAUCACUCAUCGGACCAAGGAACUUACAAAACAGUAUUUUCUAAGGUAAAUACAUAAAGGUACACACUAUAAACAUAGCAUGACGUGCUAUAGUUAAAUUGUAUUAGUUUAGUACAUACCUACUAUGUGUAUGCGACACAAAUCUAUUUUUAGCAGGAAUAAACACACAUCAAUAACUAAUAAGCACACUGUCACGGAUAAUACAUUGUCGAACAUUGAUAUAAAUAAAUCAUCAACAAAAACAAUAGAAGAGAUAAUGCAAAAGUUAAAAGAAAGUUCUUCUUACAUGGUGGAAAAAUAUGAAAAUAAAAAUAUAUCAAGGUUGUUGGAAAAUAUCUCUAAUAUGAAAUACAAUCAAAGCUUGUACAGACUUUCUGAUUUGGAAUCUAUUGUUUCCCAACACAAUAAAGUAAAAAAUGUUACAAAACAAAUAGGUGUAUUUACAAGAAGACCUCUGCAAUCGUUUAGUUUCACUACCAAAAACAUUAAACAAUUCCUUAAAUCUACGAGGACGUCAACAUCAUCAUUAGCUUCUACGAGUGAUGCUUACAGUGGUAUGACAAAUAGCUCAGAAAAUGAAAUGGGAAUCAGUACGAACGUGUAUAACCUAACGUUUAGCAGUACUAAUAAAAACAAUAUUACAACAAGAAAUGAACAAAAUACAGACCAGACACCGUCGUCGAUUGUUUAUGAAACUAUCACAGUCAAUAAAACUACUGAAAGUGUUGCAUUGGGAAUAAUUUCAACACAUGGAACCAAACCAGCAACAGGAACAAUGGUGGAUCACGAAUCGUGGGAAAACGUGGUGCAGGCUGCCCCCGUGAUGGCCGUGCUACUAAAUCAAACUGUUACGGAUACUCUGGCCAACUACACGGGAAACACUACUCAUGACACAACUGAUGCUGCCUCCAAACUUAAUGGCACGCGAAUAAAGCGCAAAAUUCAGCCGAUUCCAAUAGAGAACGCGCGGCCACACAAUCUCACCACUAAAGAGGUCAAUACUACCACUCCCAUCGUCUCCUACGACAUCUCAGACCGGCAGGAGGCCCUACAGUUGGUCGAAUUGCAAGACGACGAGCUCUACGAGCGCCGAGCAAUGAGAUAUUUGCGCAAGUACGUGGGCCCGGUGAUGUUCAACAUCUGUGACUACGGAGAGCCCAAGGCGAGGCAUGUCUACCUGUUCAACGCCUCCAAAAUUGUGUUGGCUAUCACUAAUUUCACGUUGGAGCGUAUGACCGUGAUGUUGACGCCCGCCAAUACUUUGCUGAGCGGAAACUCACGCUGCUCCUCGGGCAGCUUGGAGUGCCAGGUGUACGGGACUAGGAUCUGUAUCGACUCUAUGAACGCCUGCGAUGGAGUGCCUAAUUGUGGGGCUUAUGACAUCUACGAUGAAGACAGGCUUAUGUGCGGGGCAGCAGUAGGGCUCCAACACAACGUGUACUUGGCGGCCGUCACCUUCUUAGCCGUGUUGCUGACUAUGAUGUACACAGUGCACUACUGGCUCAGGCGAUGCGUGCCCAAAGUUUCAGAAGCGUUUUUCAUCUACACUGAUGGAGCGGAAAACAUAUUAUACUUGGAUUCAAUAAUGAGAUCUCCUCAUGACAUUUACAUGGGACCUAAGAUGGCUUAUCAGGAACCACUAUUUGGUGAUAUUGAUUAUUUAAGCCCAGACACAGUCGAAAAACCUCGGAAAAAUGUACUAUACAGAAUAAUAUAUGCCUGCUUCAACUGUUGCAAGCGUAAGCGUAGAGCAAAUAAGCUAUCCGAAAUCAUAGAUGAGCCUUUUUAUCGGCCCAAAGAGAAGUAUUCAUUCAUGGAACUUGAAUUAAGCAAAAUGAACCAAGAAACAACAACUGUGGCUGUACAAACUGGAGAUAGCUUAGAAAUACCACGAGCAGAAACAAAGAAGAUAACACCUCAAUUUAAAUCUCUCCCUGAUCAACCAAAAGAAUGUCGCCGCAUGGCAAAAGUGGCUGUAUCAUCAGACGAGGAUCUUCAUAAACACAUUAGUGAGUUGAACAUGUUAAGGUUGUUCAAAGAGUUCAAGUCUGAUAAAGGAGCAUCAGCUUCGAUUGCUGCCAUGACACGUGACUCUUGUGAAACAGCAAGUAUUUUAGUCCAAAAAACGAGUUUCGAAGAAGAAGAGCUGCAGUCACAUUAUUACGAUACCCGUGCUAGCGACAAGCCAGGGCCUUCGCGUGGAGUGAUCCCAACUACUACUGACAAACAUUCUAAAAGAGCAAAGGUAAAAAAAUCUGCAAAAAAGCAUCUCCGAUUUGAACCAGAAACUACGACGAUCCCUUCAUUCAUUGAUGAGGAUGAUGAUGAGGAUUAUGAGGGAUCAAACAUCAUUUCACUAGAUAAAAAAAAGAAAACCCAAGAUGUAGAUAAGCUUGAUACUCCACACAGUACUGGAGGAGGGAGAGACUUUAAACGCUUCUGGAAAAGCAAGAAGAUAAAAAAGAAAACACAUCUUUCAUUGCAUACGAAAUAAAUAGAAUUGAAUAAUG